Molecule: messenger RNA, 2501 nt
Organism: Chelonoidis abingdonii (Abingdon island giant tortoise)
Lineage: Eukaryota; Metazoa; Chordata; Testudines; Testudinidae
Source: RefSeq, a predicted model, not a curated record
ACCUGGGCCAGCUAAUGCCAGGGCUGACUUGGCCCACUGUCAGCAUGGCUCAUGGCACAAGGAAUCCUGGGCCCAAGUGUUGACAAGGCGACUGGAACCCUCCUGUACAAUGUGGCGUCCCGGCUUAAGGACCAAAAACGUCUUCGUUUCCUUGUGGGCUACGUCACCAGCAAGAAGAUUGUCACAGACUUGCAGCUAAGUGCUGCCCUGGAGUACGUGCGGAGCCACCCUCUGGACCCCAUCGACACGGCAGACUUUGAGCAGGAGUGUGGAGUGGGGGUGGUCGUGACCCCAGAGCAGAUAGAGGAGGCUGUGGAGGCAGCCGUUAACAAGCACCAAGCCGAGCUACUGUCGGAGCGGUACCGCUUUAACAUGGGGCUGCUGAUGGGUGAGGCACGUGGCAGGCUGAGGUGGGCAGAUGGCAAGAGCAUUAAGAACGAAGUGGACCUGCAGGUGCUGCACUUGCUGGGCCCAAAGACAGAAGCUGACCUGGAAAAGAAACCAAAGGCUGGGAAGGCCAAGCCGGCCGAGGCGGAGAAGCAGCAGAAGGCAGCGGAGGAGGAGAACGGUGGAGUGACCCUGGAAACAAAGUCGCUGAUGGAGCAACUGAGGGGAGAAGCCCUCAAAUUCCACAAGCCAGGUGAGAACUACAAGACAGAAGGCUACGUGAUCACGCCGCACACCAUGGCCUUGAUGAAGCAACACCUGGAGAUCACUGGCGGGCAGGCCAAUGGGGGCGUGUGCUUCCUGCGGUACGAUGACACCAACCCCGAGAAGGAGGAGGAAAAGUACUUCACCGCCAUCCGGGACAUGGUGGAGUGGCUGGGCUACAAGCCGCAUGCCGUGACGCAUGCCUCAGGCUACUUCGACCAGCUGUACGUGUGGGCCGUGGAGCUCAUCCGGCGGGGCCACGCCUACGUCUGCCAUCAGCGAGUGGAAGAAAUCAAAGGCCACAACCCUCCACCCUCUCCGUGGCGGGAUCGGCCCAUGGAAGAGUCACUUCUCCUCUUUGAGGUACGUGGGCCUGGCAAAGGGACCCCACGCCCCGCUGGGCGACCCCCCCCCUCGGUGACCCCUACCCCCUGCUGGGUGACUGCCCCACCCCCUCAGGGCUGCUGUUGGAAGGGGGGGCGCGGGCGCCGGUGUCGAAAGGGGGGGGCAGCGGGUGCCGGCAAGUGGCUGGUGUCGGAAGGGGGGGGCAGCGGGUGCCGGCGAGGGGCUGGUGUCGGAAGGGGGGGCGCGGGCGCUGGUGAGGGGCUGGGUGUCCAGCCCUCAGGCCCUGCCUUGCCUUUCAGGUGCAUCUACCCCACGUACGACUACACGCACUGCCUGUGCGACUCCAUUGAGCACAUCACCCACUCGCUCUGCACCAAAGAGUUCCAGGCCCGGCGUUCCUCCUACUUCUGGCUGUGUAAUGCGCUGGGCGUGUACUGCCCUGUGCAGUGGGAGUACGGGCGCCUGAACCUGCUCUACACUGUGGUGUCCAAGAGGAAGAUCAUCCGGCUGGUGGAGGCGGGCGCUGUCAGGGACUGGGACGACCCGCGGCUCUUCACGCUGACGGCCCUGCGCCGCCGAGGUUUCCCCCCCGAGGCCAUCAACAACUUCUGUGCGCGGGUAGGGGUGACAGUGGCGCAGACGACAAUGGAGCCCCACCUGCUGGAGGCGUGUGUGCGGGAGGUGCUGAACGAGCGUGCCCCCCGCGCCAUGGCUGUGCUGCAGCCCCUCCGAGUCAUCAUCACCAACUUCCCCACCCAGAAGGCCCUGGAAGUUUUUGUGCCCAACUUCCCAGCCAACGAGACCAAGGGCUUCCACAAAGUCCCCUUCCAGGCCACCAUCUACAUCGAGCAGAGCGACUUCAGGGAGGUGAGUGACAAAGGCUACAGGGCGCUGGCACACGGCCAGCCAGUGGGACUACGGACACACCGGUACGUUCAUGCUGUCCAGGAACUGUCUCAAGAUGCUGGCGGGCAGGUGAUGGAGCUGGAGGUGACCUGCACCAAGUCGGACACUGCAGAGAAGCCCAAAGCCUUCAUCCACUGGGUGUCAGAGCCACUGGUCUGCGAGGUGCGGCUCUACGAACAGCUGUUCUUGCACAAAAACCCCGAGGACCCUGCAGAGGUGCCAGCUGGGUUCUUGAGUGACCUCAACCCCGACUCGCUGCGCAUCAUCACUGGCGCCCUGGCUGACAGAUCCGUCUGCUCCGCCAAGCCCCUGGACAAGUUCCAGUUUGAGCGGCUGGGUUACUUCUCGGUGGAUCCCGACAGCUCGGAGGGGAAGAUGGUGUUUAACCGGACGGUGACGCUGAAGGAGGAUCCCGGCAAGAUGUGACGGAGCCACUGCUGCCGCCUUGGGCCUGGGCACAGCCAGAGCCAUCGUUCUGGUACGGGGAGACUGCAACCCAGGAACAAGGGCCCAGCCCUCGCCCGUGGGCCACAGCUGCCUUAACCCAGGGCUCACGGGGCUGGCACAUCUCACCGCAAUAAACGAACAUUGGAGCUGCC